AUGAGUUAGGGGGUGUGGUUUUGAUGGUGUCAUGGCUUCCCCCGUCCACGAAGCUACAUCUUUAUUGAGCCGAGCGUGAAUUAAAUGUAAUUUAAUUUCGUAAAAUAAACACCAACAUUUGAAGGACUGUACAUUCAAGACCUUAAUCAUGGGCACCGUCCACGCGAGGAGUCUUGAUCCUCUGCCAAUGCAGGGACCUGAGUUGGGGGUUCAUGCGGAUGACAUCGAGACACCAGAUAUGGAGCAGGAAUCAAAACAAGAGGUUCUUGAAAACAAAGAUGUCAUAGUCCAGCAUGUUCACAUAGAUGGUCUGGGAAGAACCAAGGAGGAUUGCUUAACAUACGAGAUUGCUGGUGUCUUCAGAGCAAAGAACUUGAUUGACGUAAUGAAGAGAGCCCACGAAGCCAGACAGAAGCUCCUCCGUCUUGGUAUCUUCAGACAGGUGGAGGUUGUUAUUGAUACCUCACAAGGGGUGGAUGCUCUGCCUAACGGACUAGAUGUGACGUUUGCAGUGACUGAGCUGAGACGUAUGACUGGUAGCUAUAACACCAUGGUUGGAAAUAACGAAGGCAGCAUGGUUCUUGGUCUGAAGCUGCCCAAUGUUUUCGGUCGUGCGGAAAAGCUUACUUUCCAGUUCUCCUACGGUACCAAAGAGACUUCCUAUGGGCUGUCUUUCUUCAAGCCUCAACCUGGUCACUUUGAGCGCAAUUUUGCUGUUAACUUUUACAAAGUCACAGGCCAGUUUCCAUGGAGCUCGCUGAGAGAGACUGAUCGUGGYGUCUCCACMGAAUUSAGUUUCCCUCUUUGGAAGACGAACCACACCCUGAAGUGGGAGGGUGUGUGGCGAGAGCUGGGAUGUCUGGCGCGUACCGCCUCAUUCGCAGUCCGGGAGGAGAGCGGCCACUCCCUCAAGUCAUCACUCUCGCAUGCCAUGGUCAUCGACACCAGAAACUCCACAAUCCUUCCCAGGAGGGGAGCCUUGCUSAAAAUCAACCAGGAGUUGGCUGGCUACACUGGAGGAGAUGCCAGUUUUCUGAAAGAGGACUUUGAGCUCCAAUUUAACAAACGUCUCUUCUGGGACUCGGUCCUGUCUGCAUCUCUCUGGGGUGGAUGCCUCCUGCCCAUUGGAGAUAAGCCAACUUGCAUUGCUGACAGGUUCUAUCUCGGUGGUCCUACUAGCGUCAGAGGAUUCAGUAUGUACAGCAUCGGCCCACAGAGUGAAGGUGACUACCUGGGAGGUGAGGUGUAUUGGGCUGGAGCCAUCCACCUGUAUACUCCACUGCCCUUCCGUCCAGGCAAAGGGGGAUUCGGAGACCUCUUCAGGACCCACUUCUUCCUCAAUGCUGGGAACCUGUGUAACCUCAACUAUGGUGACGGGCCUCGAGCACACCUGAGUAAGCUGGCGGAGUGUAUCCGCUGGUCCUAUGGAGCGGGAAUCGUGCUGCGACUUGGAAACAUCGCCCGGCUGGAGCUCAACUACUGCAUUCCCAUGGGCGUCCAGAGUGGAGACAGGAUAUGCGACGGGGUCCAGUUUGGAGCUGGAAUCCGAUUUCUGUGAUGUCGUCCUGUUGUCUUGCUGCAUUGAAUUAUGCAACACAGGAGUUUGUUUCGUUGGUUUUAGGAAAUGGGAGGUGAUCUAUAGGGGUCACUUUCAGCACAGCGAAGGUUGCUGGGAAUGAAUUGUCUACUACAACCAAACUAUUGUAAGUAAAAUGGACAAGGCAUCAAUGGGGAUUUUCUUCCACUACUAUUGAACGAUGAGAGCCUCCAGUGCUCAAGAUGUUAAAACAAGAGGCCUUCACGGGUCCAAAAAGUUGGACCUGUUCCCAAAUGGACCUGGGGCUUUCCCAUCCGGACCCAAUAUGCAUACAUUUAUUUGUWAAAUAUAGAGAACCCGUUCCGAAUGGACACGAGGACAACUAGACCCAUUCCGYGUAGACCUGGUCGGAUCCAGACCACAUCUGAGUGAGGGAAUUGACAGAAAAGUCCAUUUAARCUACCGGAGCUGAUAAAGCGCGAGAGAGGUAGAGCUCUAGCAGGACGUGUGAGCUAGUGACACGGGGAGCAGGGAAGAGGGAGGGAGAGACGAGAAACGGCAACCGACCAAGCCGACUCGCGMUAUAGUAGAGUAAUAGCAGCCUACCUAGCUAUGUUAUUCUCGUCCUACACAGUUACAAACAACUUCAUUCAGAAUAUUAAGUAGCAGCCUACCUGUUGGCUCUUGGUCUUUGUAGCCUAUCCCUCUCCUUUAACUUCUGUCAUUUUAAAUUAAAUAUUCCAUUGAUAUUUCCUAAC
Molecule: messenger RNA, 2295 nt
Organism: Salvelinus sp. IW2-2015
Lineage: Eukaryota; Metazoa; Chordata; Actinopteri; Salmoniformes; Salmonidae
Product: sorting and assembly machinery component 50 homolog A
Biological process (GO): mitochondrial respiratory chain complex assembly; protein insertion into mitochondrial outer membrane
Cellular component (GO): outer membrane
Source: RefSeq, a predicted model, not a curated record